UGUGUAUUAAUUAAACAGCAAGCCAAAAAUUAAGCCCCACCCAUAUCCAUUCCAAGCUCAAUUGUGAUACCUAAUAUGUUUUUGAGAUGAAUAGGUGAUUAAAUGGCUUAAUAUUAGUGGACUUCAUUAUCUCUAUCAAAAUUUGAUUUUCGUAGAAUUUUUCAACCCGAAUAAUGUCCCCCCCUACUUCAGGGGAUUUUCCUUCGAGUUGGCAGCAUUGCACAUUACCGCUAUUUGAUUGGUUGAAAACCCAACGUAAUGGCGAAAGUUAAGCUUAGUUUAUAAAUCGACCGUAAACGCAUCUUAACGGUAAUUUCAUAUCAAAUGUCAAAACACAAACACACGUAACCUCACUUUCAAAAAAACAACAUUUCUCCUAUUUUGGUUAUUCUUUUAAGUGGAAAAACUAAAAUAAACAGCCAAAAUGAAUCCACUAACGAACAUGAAAAAUGUGAAAAAACUGAGCGAGCAGGAACUUUACACCGGCAACAAAACCUCCUGGCACGAACAGUACCGAAGCAGCGCUUGGAUUUUCAUUGGGGGCUUACCCUACGACUUAACCGAAGGCGACAUUGUGAGCGUUUUCUCCCAGUACGGCGAAAUCGUCAACAUAAACCUCAUCCGCGACAAGGACUCGGGAAAGUCCAAAGGCUUCUGCUUCUUGUGCUACGAGGAUCAAAGAUCGACUGAUUUAGCGGUCGACAAUUUCAAUGGAAUACGAAUUUUGAACAGGAUAAUACGAGUCGACCACGUCACGGACUACAAAAUCCCCAAACAAGGGAAGAAAACCGACGAAGAAACGAAAAAGUUGUACGAAGAAGGGUGCGCCCCGAAAGUCGUCCCUGUGCAAGCACCUAUCAAGGGUCCAGUGAAAAUCAAAAAGGACCCAGACGAUUUUAGGGAGACUCUGGUGGAUCAGAUUAGUUCGGAAAUACAGCUGCCGCCGCGGCUGCCAAUCUACACCAUAAAACAAGAGAAAAUUGACGAGGAGGAGGAACCUGUCCCAAAAGAGAAAAAAGAAAAGAAGCACAAAAAAGACAAGAAAAAGAAAAAGAAGAAGAAGAAAUCCGACGAUAGUAGCGAGUCCGGCAGCGAAAAAUCUAAAAAGAAGAAGAAGAAAAGGAAGAGGGAGAGGAGUGGGUCUGACUCUGACUACUCAGCGGAGGAUAGCGAGUCCGACGAGGACAGGAAGAGGACUAGUCCAGACAGCCGAAAACGAAGAUAAAAUUUUAUUUAUUCACCUAUUCACACAGAUUUUUACGUCUUCGUUAUCAGUAAGGUAAUCUUCUUCUUCAGUUAUUUUUGUUACAUAUUUGUCUACAAUUGAAGGAACGUUGUUUAUUUUUUUAUCUUGUAAAUAAUAUAGAGUGAAAUGUGAA
Molecule: messenger RNA, 1379 nt
Organism: Zophobas morio
Lineage: Eukaryota; Metazoa; Arthropoda; Insecta; Coleoptera; Tenebrionidae
Product: RNA-binding motif protein, X-linked 2
Exons: 3
Coding region: 425-1225 (266 amino acids)
Biological process (GO): mRNA splicing, via spliceosome
Cellular component (GO): catalytic step 2 spliceosome; U2 snRNP; precatalytic spliceosome
Molecular function (GO): RNA binding
Source: RefSeq, a predicted model, not a curated record